Molecule: messenger RNA, 568 nt
Organism: Dissoconium aciculare CBS 342.82
Lineage: Eukaryota; Fungi; Ascomycota; Dothideomycetes; Mycosphaerellales; Dissoconiaceae
Product: ribosomal protein 60S
Exons: 3
Coding region: 121-462 (113 amino acids)
Biological process (GO): cytoplasmic translational elongation
Cellular component (GO): cytosolic large ribosomal subunit; ribosome
Molecular function (GO): structural constituent of ribosome
Source: RefSeq, a predicted model, not a curated record
GUCAACAUACGCAUAAUCACACAGGACUUGAAGUCUCAGUCUGCGCUACAAAUCUAGCGCUUAAAGUGAUUGAUUCUCCUGUUCUCUUUUGACAUCUCAAACUCAAUCAACCAUAUCAAAAUGAAGCAUCUCGCAGCCUACCUUCUGCUCGGCCUGGCCGGCAAUACCUCCCCAUCUGCCAGCGACAUCAAGGAGGUCCUCAGCUCCGUUGGUGUUGAGGCCGACGAUGACCGUCUCGACCAGCUCCUCAAGGAGCUUGACGGCAAGGACAUCAAUGUCCUGAUCGCCGAUGGUGCUACUAAGCUUGCUUCCGUUCCCAGCGGAGGUGCCGGUGGUGCUGGUGCCGCCGCCGGUGGCGCUGCCGCUGGCGGUGCUGCUGCGGCCGAGGAGGCCAAGGAGGAGGAGAAGGUUGAGGAGAAGGAGGAGUCAGACGAGGACAUGGGCUUCGGUCUCUUCGACUAAGCGUGUGCGCUUUUAUCUGCAUUCCGGGAAAUCUACACGUCUGCUGGAGUUACAAUUGUGGGAAGCUGGAAGAAACGCCUCUGUUUGGGGUUGAGAACCAUGGGAA